AUGAAACAGUGUUUUCCAAACUGGCCUGUGUUAUUUGUGGGAGAGAGUCUGACUCUCAGCUGUGAGGUGGAGGGAGCAGACACACAGUGGACCUAUGAGUGGAGCAGGAGCAGACUGAACCCACCUCCAACAACCAGAGAAUACACAGUGUCCAGAGUGACUGAGUCUGACACAGGAGCCUACAGCUGCAGAGCCCAGAGAGGCCCACACCUCACCACUGUGUGGAGCACCACCUCUGUCUCUGUACUCAGCAGAGCUCAGGUCACAGUGCGUCGACUCUCAGAGGUGCAGACAGGGGGCAGUGUGGUGCUGCUCUGCUCUGUCUCUCCACUUUCCUCUGGGUGGAAAUAUGAGUGGAGCAGAAAUGAGCAGCUCUUUAACCAGUCUUCAUCUGAGGCACAGGUCUCAGUGUCAGAGGGAGGGGAGUACCAGUGCAGAGCCAGCAGAGGAGAGUCUCCCGACUUCACUGAGCACAGCCCCAAGUUCACACUCAUAAGCACUGGUGCACCCAGAGGCGAGUCCUCUUCUCUUUCCGUGAUGUGGGUGGUUGGACCUGUGUGUGCGCUGGUUUUACUCAUAACACUGCUGCUUCUGUGGCGUUUUCUAAAGACUAAAGAGCUGUGCUUUCCAAGGACCAAUCAGAGCUCUGCUGAAGAUCAUGUGACCAACAAUGACCACGCCUCCCCUCCAAAUGAUGUUACUUAUGCCAUGAUUGAAUUUAAAAAUAAGAGAGAGAGGAACAACAGCGCACAAGGUGUUUUAUGUGACGUUAAUCCACACUCUUCAGGUACAGGUAAACUCUUAAAGGUCCAAAGCUAAGUGAGUUUAAUAAUACUAGGCU
Boleophthalmus pectinirostris (great blue-spotted mudskipper) is the source of this 841-nucleotide messenger RNA. RefSeq lists its product as uncharacterized. Gene Ontology annotation, biological process: cell surface receptor signaling pathway. Gene Ontology annotation, molecular function: transmembrane signaling receptor activity. The record is from RefSeq and is a predicted model, not a curated record. NCBI's taxonomy places the organism in Eukaryota, Metazoa, Chordata, Actinopteri, Gobiiformes, Gobiidae. The transcript has 7 exons. The coding region runs from base 1 to 819 and encodes 272 amino acids.